AUGGACGAAUUCUGCGUUCGUCUCCUCUCCUACUUCGACCGCGGCAUGGACGGCAAGCCCGGCCGCUGGCCUCACUCGCUUCCCUCUCCCGAGGACAUGGCAGGCGCUAGCUAUCGCUUCGAAGGCAACCGGGAAGUCGGAGGCGACAUCGUCGUCUGCGAUUUCUGUACCAUGCAAGCGUGGGCGUGGGAGCGCAAGGACGAUCCGUUCGCUCAACACAUGGAGUCCAAGAGUUGUGAAUACGUUGACAGCGAAGUGUUCCGAGACCAUCACGACAAGUUCCUUCAGAAGCAGGGCGAGAACAAGAAGAUGGACGACUUGAUGCUCACGCCUCCUGCUACGCCAACCAAGAAGCUCUACAAGCCGCGCCGGAAGUUGCGCUUGUCCCCCAUCGUGACUGUAUUCGAUAGCAUGCCUACCGAGGAAGCCGACGCCAAGGCCGUCAACAAUAGCAAGCCUGUCGAGAUCGCGGUUUCUGCUGGAGAGACCAAGAUCUUGAUCAAGAUUACUGAUGGCGGCGAGCGUGCUGCCAAGAGAAUCCGUCUCGAGUGA
Molecule: messenger RNA, 552 nt
Organism: Colletotrichum tamarilloi
Lineage: Eukaryota; Fungi; Ascomycota; Sordariomycetes; Glomerellales; Glomerellaceae
Exons: 2
Coding region: 1-552 (183 amino acids)
Source: RefSeq, a predicted model, not a curated record